AUGGAUAAAAGAGAUGUUGGCUCAGAACUGGAAACGGCUCCCUCUCAUCAAUCGUACAAUGAAAGAGCCAGUUGUAAAUCAUCACGUAGUCAUUUUGAGCUUUGUGAUCUUCUGGGUAGUUCAAUCCCGUUCCGUUGCUCAGCUUCGUGGACGAGCACAUCUGAUUUCUGUGAACAACAAAGAUUUGCAGGAAUAGACGCCUUCAAACUACCAGCAUCCCAGAGUGCUAUUCAGAGAGAAAUCAUGAAGAAUGGACCGGUGGUCGCCAUUUUCAACGCUUACCAGGACUUCUCCUACUACGCCGGAGGAAUCUAUAAGGUGAGAUCUUGA
Cooperia oncophora is the source of this 330-nucleotide messenger RNA. NCBI's taxonomy places the organism in Eukaryota, Metazoa, Nematoda, Chromadorea, Rhabditida, Trichostrongylidae. The record is from the annotation of a GenBank genome assembly.